AGACCCUGCUGGCUGCCGACGCCUCCAUGGCGCGCUUCUACGGGCCCGAGCUCGAGAAUCACAUCCUGACCCUGAUGGCUAUGGCUGCUUGGAUCUACAAGCACCCCAGCCUGAAGAACUCCAUCAACCUCGUGGUGGUGAAGGUGCUGAUUAUCGAAGAUGAGAAGCUCGGGCCAGAAGUGUCGGAUAACGGAGGGCUCACACUCCGCAACUUCUGCAACUGGCAGCAGAGCUUCAACCCUGCUAGCGACCGUCACCCAGAGCAUUUUGACACGGCCAUUCUGCUGACAAGACAGGAUUUCUGUGGGCACCAAAGCUGUGACACUCUGGGUGUAGCUGACAUCGGCACUAUGUGUGACCCCAAAAAAAGCUGCUCUGUGAUCGAAGAUGAGGGCCUCCAAGCUGCCUACACCCUGGCUCAUGAACUAGGGCACGUAUUCAGCAUGCCCCAUGAUGACUCCAAGACCUGUGAGCGACUUUUUGGGCCUCUGGGCAAACAUCACAUGAUGGCUCCUCUCUUUGUCCACUUGAACAAGACUCUGCCCUGGUCCCCCUGUAGCGCUAUGUACAUCACAGAGUUUCUAGAUGGAGGACAUGGAGAUUGCCUCCUCGACGCUCCAGCCAAGCUCAUCACCCUCCCCACAGACCUGCCAGGCCAAGUGUCCAUCUACAGCCUGGACCGUCAAUGCCAGCAGAUCUUUGGCAAGGAAUUUCGGCACUGUCCGAACACCACCGAGGAGGAUGUCUGCGCUCAGCUGUGGUGCCGGAUGGAGACAGGAGAGCCUCUCUGUCACACCAAAAAUGGCAGCUUGCCCUGGGCGGAUGGCACACCCUGCGGGGCAGGCAGGCUGUGCUGGGAAGGCAUCUGUGUGCUAGGGAACAUGGCAAAGCCCCAGCCUGUGGUGGAUGGAGACUGGGGGCCGUGGAGCCCGUGGGGCACCUGUUCCAGGACGUGCGGAGGCGGGGUGCAGUUUUCACACCGCAACUGCAACAAUCCCGAACCGCGGAAUGGUGGGAAAUACUGCGAGGGCCAGAGAACCAAGUACCAGUCAUGCCACACGGAGGAGUGCCCAGCCGAUGGGAAGAGCUUCCGAGAGCAGCAGUGUGAGAAGUACAACAGCUACAAUUUCACGGAUCUGGAUGGGAAUCUGCUGGAAUGGGUCCCGAAAUACACGGGUGUCUCCCCCAGAGAUCGCUGCAAGCUCUUUUGCCGAGCCAGAGGGGGGAGUGAAUUCAAAGUAUUUGAGGCCAAAGUGAUUGAUGGGACAUUGUGUGGGCCAGAGACUCUCUCCAUCUGUGUCCAUGGUCAGUGCAUCAAGGCUGGCUGUGACCAUGUGAUUGGGUCCUCCAAGAAGCUGGACAAGUGUGGGGUGUGUGGUGGCAAUGGCUCAACUUGCAGGAAAAUAUCUGGUUCACUCAACAGAUCCAAGUAUGGCUAUAAUGACAUCGUCACCAUCCCUGCCGGAGCUACGAACAUUGACAUCAAGCAGCGCAGCCAUCGAGGAGUCAGGCACGAUGGGAACUACUUGGCUUUGAGGACUCUCGACGGCCACUACCUCCUGAAUGGAGAGUUUGCCAUUUCAGCCAUGGAGCAGGACAUUCUGAUCAAGGGGACAAUCCUGAAGUACAGUGGCUCCAUGACUACCCUGGAACGGCUCCAGAGCUUCCAGGCGCUCCCAGAAUCCCUCACGGUCCAGCUGCUCACCAUCACCGGCGAGGUCUUCCCACCCAAGGUAAAGUACACCUUCUUCAUCCCCAAGGAAGUCCCCUUCAACAAGCAGAAGGACAAGGAGAAGAAGUCAGCCAAUAUCAUCCAGCCAAUGCUGACCUCGCAGUGGGUCAUGGGGGACUGGUCUGAAUGCUCUAAAACCUGCGGCUCCGGCUGGCAGAGGCGGACAGUGGACUGCCGGGACAUGGAGGGCCAGACCUCGACCACCUGUGACAGGGCCCUGAAGCCGGAGGAUAUCAAGCCCUGCGGCGACCUCCCGUGCCCCAUUUGGCGGCUGGGUCCCUGGUCCGCGUGCUCCCGAACUUGCGGCGAGGGAGCGAGGACACGCAGCGCCUCCUGCCUGGACUACACAGGGAAGAUCACGGCCCCUGAGAAAUGCAGCUUGCCACCACCCGCAGAACCCACCGCAGCCUGCCUGCUGCAAGAGUGCUGAGCCAGCGCCAGGCCGGUGUGUCAGAGGCACAUAACAUAGGCAACUACUAACCAGACUAGACCUGGCUCAGCAGCCGGAGCAGGAACAUAGGUUUAAAGGCGGACGUGCACUAAUUGACCUGAGCAGGCCCCCGAGGCAGCCCUGCUUGAAAGACUAACAGACAUUCAAAACAAUCCCUUCCCCACCUGACAGCCAUCUACCUCAGAGGGGGACAAGAGCAGCAUGGGAGCGGGGAGGAGACGCUGGGUGUUUUUUCUGGCCAGCAGCAGGGGAAUUUUACCCCAAGAAGCAAAAAUUCAUGUCCUAAUCUGUUUCCAAAGAGGAUGGCCUGAGUUUCAGUCCCACCCACCUGGCCUUGUGAGUCUGACAGUGAGGACCUCAUCAUCACGAUGGACUAUACGCUGACCAUCAGACUGAUACCCAGGGCCGCCAAGGGCUGGGGUGGGGAAGGGGCUUCCAUGCUCAAAGGUGACGCCAUGGAAGUCUUUUUUUAAAAACCAUGUAUUGGAUGGAGGGUCUGAUCAUCAGACAGUUUUCUCAAUAGCUCUAUAAUGGCUGUGGGAUCAGAAGCCUUAGCCAUGAGCUCACAUUCUUCCUACCAGUUUGAGCUGGGUUCGAGACCACCCAGAGGUGUAAGCUGCCAAGCUGGGAUCUCGAUUCCAUCCCAGCCACAUUUCAGUGGUGCUUGGUCUGGGACUUGGGUUCAGCACAUUAGAAAACAGGGCAUUUUUGCCAAAAGCUGGAGCUAGGGUCAGAUUUCCAUCCCCCCUAUGCCAUGUUCCAGGCCAUCUCUCUUCUUAGCUGCUCACAUAAAUGCAAUGAAAACCCAAUUCAAGGUCAGCCUGUACAUGCAAAUCCAGCUUUGUACAUUUGUACCUGAAUCUGACCCGCUUGUCUCUCUCUGUCAGCUCACCCAGAAAACCAAUGGCCUCUGACAUGAGUGGUCUGAGCGUGGGACUGAGAUCCAGCUGCUCCUGAGCUCUAAUACAGUCGAAGACACACCUCCCUUCUGUGGCCUUAGACAAGUCAUUUGAUCUCUUUCUCUCUCUCUCUCUCUCUAUCUGUGCCUCAGUUUUCCUAGCUGUAAUAUGGAGCUUAUACCUGACCUGAUUCCCAGGGUGUUUGCUGUGAGUAAGAGCUAACAUUUGUACAUGGCUUUGAAGGUGACAGCUUUUUGCAUGACAUGGGCUACACCCUGUCUUCUCACCAAGCUUGAGUAGGGGCUGCCAUAUCCUUCCCCAGAAAAGUCCUCCUUAGCUUUGCAUCCAUCGAGUAUUUGACAAGUUGUGUUUUGGGGUCAGGUCAUUUGCCAUUCAGGGGUCAAACCAGAAUUACAGUAGAACGCUGAACACUAAUUGGGUCCAACCACUGUGUGGUCACGAAAACAUGCAGUGGAUUGAUAACCUCCCAAAACAACUGAAAAUACACUAUAACCAAGCGAUAUUACAUUGUAAAGUCCCUUGUUAACCAUGUUACUGUAACUUGACUGAAGUGAGUUGUUUUGCCUUCAGCAUGGAAGAGGAUACAAUGUGGAGGAUGGAGAUGUUUCAGGUUUUGAUUAACCCUUAUCCUGUGACAUCACCUGGCCACAUGCAUUUGGCUGGACAUGCAGUGGAUUGGACUGUGCCUGUUCUGCGCUCUACUGUACCUGCGGGAAGUCAGGCUAGAUGAUCACAGAGGCCCCUUCCGGUUUCAUCAUCUUCAGUUGUACAGAUCCACGGGUCAGGCUGCAAACACCCCCAGAAUUCAGGCGUGCAGAGCUCUGGCCUUUGGGUCAACCCACCGUGCAGACAGAGUAUGUUUGCUAACGUCAGGUCUGGGCCUGGAUUCCUGCCUGUACAGUAUUUGAGGGGGUCCAGAUCUGGGGCUUUGGCUCAGGAUAUUCACAGGUCUUUCCAGCUUGCAGUCAUCCUCCCCUCCCUGUAGCCAAUUAUCAUCCUCCAUGUGGUUCCCUGCUGCUGAGCAGUCCUGACAAGGAGAUCUAACACCCCUGCUCCCAAGGCUGGAAUCUUUCCUUCCCUGCAAGGAUUGCUGCCAGAGCGGAGUAGAACAGCCAAGCUUUCUGCCUGCAACCCAGACACUGUCUGGUCAUUGCAGACACCUGGCCAGUCACUGAACUUUGCCCCUUUUGCUACAUGUGCACUGAGGCUCAUCCGGCCUGGCAGCAGCCUGCAUCUCUGGGGCGGGGAGGAUUUGCAAAUUUCCUUGUCAUCAGUGUCUUGGUAAUAGAGGAUCUGUGUGUUAUCAAGAGGCUCCCUUCUUCCUACCCCUUUCUGGGAGCCUUUUGGACACAUCUUUCUCCUUUCUGAUGGUCAUACACAGCCUCCCUCCUGCACAGCUUCCACAUCACUGCUGGAAGUAAGCCCUUGAAAACUAAAGGGACAUCUGUCUGUCUGUCUCAUAUCUAUCUUUCUCCAGUUAGGGCUGAAACACUGAUUGCACCAUAAUGUCCUUUCAUCACGGUGAUCUAUGGCGGGGGGAAGAGGUCGUGGUGGUUGUCAGACUUAUUGCUAGUUUAUUCCCCUCUAUUGUAAUCCUAGGUUUUCCUAAAGAAAACGGUUUGGGCUGCAUGUUUAGGGAAGGGAGUGCCGGCAUUUCUCCACCAGAGGAGUGUUAACAGAGUGCUAGGUGCCAGGCCCACCAGGCUGUUUUGUAAGUGGGAAAAGUCAUUUCAGUUUUCUGCUCCCAAGUUUCCCGUCUCUAAAAGAGAGGCCUGUUGGAAUCCAUUAGUUAAUGCUUACGAUGCGCUUUGAGAUCCUGGAAUGGGAAAUACUGAAGUGUAGAAGGGCACAGCAUUGUUGUAGGAGGAGACCAGUGGGAGAAGUUGAUUUAGCUACAGCUGUCGGCACAGGGGGCUGUGCUGUGUGGGUGGGCGGCUGCAGGGGUCUUGGGAGAUGCACUUUUUAAAAUCGUUAGCGCAGGAAUCGACUCCCACAGCUUUGACUAGCUGGUGCUCCUGGGGCCGUAACUGUGGAAUGUGGUCUGGCAACCUCAUCAAGGUUGUGCCCCGAGAAAGGGUCUGCAGCAGGGUCACGCUAUUUCCUGAAGUCUCUGACCUUUCCAACACAGGCUGUUGCAUGAGCUAGCUACCGGGGGGCUCCCAGGCUUUCCCACUGUUCUCCCCAGGUGCGUAUUCACAUUUCACUAGCUCUGGAGGGUAGAGCCUGUCCUGGGUCCUUUUCAACUGACACCCCUCAAAGGGAAAAAGGAACAGGGAUAAAUCCUUGCACCUCGCUACAGGGUUUGGGCAGUGAGAAAGAAGCCAAGAAAUAAAGAGGGCAGCACCAUAUUUAAUCUGAGGGUUAACUGCAAUAGGAGAAUCCCUAAAGCAAACAGUUGGGUAUUCAGCUAGAGAUUAGAGCGUGCUUUUAAGAAAUCUCUAUCCAUCCAUUCACCUGUCCUGUAAGGCUGUGGUUAAACCUCCUGGCUUUGAAUAUCUCAGCCAGCGCUUCACUCGCUAGGCUGAGCCAAAGGUCCCAGAUUCGAAUGCUCUUGACUUAGGAAUCAAAUUGAUUCUUUGCCUCUGAAGAUUUUGGCCACUGAAACUGAGGUUUGCUCACUUCUGAAUGUCCUUAGAAAUCCUUGGAAGUCCUUCUUAGUUCCUUCCAGGAAGUAGCAGCUUGUGCAUUUCCCCACUUCCCUUCACUGAUCUGAAAAUAGGUAUGAAAAAUAGGUCAUGAACAUAAUUGCAGCACCGUCCUCUCCCCAGUGUUGUUCUGCCAGCAUGUUACACAACAUCUGAAGCAGGUGGCCCUGUGCUAUUGAUCCCAAUCAGGGCCCCAAACUGUCCAAAAGCUCAGUGGAUCGGGGAACCAGAAUCUUGCUGCAGCCUUUUAAUAGUGUUGCAGGCCAGCUGUUAUGCAUGGGCCCACUGUUGAACUCCCUCAGAGUCUGGGUUCAGUUUAGGCCUAUCUGUAAUGAAUAGACCCUGCAUGCUGCCCUGUCUCCAGGAAUUCAAACCAGAUGGCAUGCUCCAGCAAAACGUGGAUGCUAAAGUCAUUCUCUUGUUUUGCUAUUUUUUAUGCUUACGUGUUUGAAUGUUUUUAACCCCAAAGCAACACGAUGUCUUCUCUCCAAGGCUGCAAGUGGUGCCCAUUUAGGGCAGGUCAGAAAGUUGGGCCUGUGAGUUGCCUGAGACAGUGCCAAGGAAAACGCAUGCACUAACAAGGCUUUCACUGAAGUCAAAGAGGCAGGGUACAGCUCUUCAGCUAGAACAUCUCAUGUGCAAAUAAACCCUGUUACAGGCAGAUCCCAACCAGGAUGACAUUGUUGUUAGUCCUCAGAUUGUCUUCUUGUACUCUCUUACUCCUAACAACACACCCAAGGAAACUGGCCCUGAGUGGGCAUGGUACUAAAGCCUGUGCCAUGCAUGAACAUGGGAGUAGGUCCCUGACAUCAUUGCUAAGUAUGUGUAGAAGUGCUGUGCUGGGAUUGUGUCAUCUGAGAGGAAAAAUGAAUCCGCGGCAUCUACAAACCUAGCGAAGAACUGCCCUGGCACCGGGUAUAGUACCACUACCAAGCAACAUUAGCCCCUGAGCCAGCAGUAGCAUAACAGCAGGCCCUCGCUCCAGUGCUGUUGUACUAUACGUCUUCGGUGCCAGCCAGGAUCUCUAAGCUUGAAGUGGGAAUUCUUCCCAGCAGCUGCACUGCUGCUACUGAGGGUUAGCAGCUUAACGCCCGCACAUGGGGGCCAGCGCUGACCUCUGAAAAGGAAAGGUGACAAGGGC
This is a messenger RNA of Alligator sinensis (Chinese alligator), 6889 nucleotides long. RefSeq names its product ADAM metallopeptidase with thrombospondin type 1 motif 8 (gene ADAMTS8). NCBI's taxonomy places the organism in Eukaryota, Metazoa, Chordata, Crocodylia, Alligatoridae. The transcript has 9 exons. Gene Ontology annotation, molecular function: zinc ion binding; metalloendopeptidase activity. The record is from RefSeq and is a predicted model, not a curated record. Gene Ontology annotation, biological process: extracellular matrix organization; proteolysis. The coding region runs from base 27 to 2162 and encodes 711 amino acids.